Molecule: messenger RNA, 5959 nt
Organism: Oreochromis niloticus (Nile tilapia)
Lineage: Eukaryota; Metazoa; Chordata; Actinopteri; Cichliformes; Cichlidae
Gene: znf423
Product: zinc finger protein 423
Exons: 19
Coding region: 954-5210 (1418 amino acids)
Biological process (GO): regulation of transcription by RNA polymerase II
Cellular component (GO): nucleus
Molecular function (GO): DNA-binding transcription activator activity, RNA polymerase II-specific; RNA polymerase II cis-regulatory region sequence-specific DNA binding
Source: RefSeq, a predicted model, not a curated record
UGUGCCGAGCUGCUCCCUGCGGGAUCAGAGCGCUCCCCCGCCGGGACCCUUCUCUCACAUCCCCCUGCUGGGACGCGGCUACAUUUCCAGCCAAGCACUGCCUGCCUUGGCUUUAUUAUGUGUGUCUGCGCCGCAGCCCCGCCAGCAGAGGCAGGCAGAGGAGGAGGAGGGAGACUGGUAGCCAGAGUCAGGACAAAGAAAAAGCAGGGAGACAGAGGCUAGCGAAGGGUUAGACUCAUAGAAAUACUGGGCUGCUGUUAACACCGCCGUUAGGACACUGGGAAAUAUUAACAGAAAGAAAGCGUGGGUUGUAAAAGCAGCAUUCCCCGCGGGGUGGAGAUGCAGGGGAAGAGCGCAAUGUCCAUGCCACCAGACCACCACUGCCUAGUGUAGACUAUCAGGACGGAACGCAGAAGGCUGCUCGGUUCCUGGAGGGAAACGCAGCGCGAAAUAGUUUCGAUAAAGUCAAACAAAGCGCGUCGAAGACGAAGCGAGCGCUGGGGAAGAAGCCACGGUUCAUUUCCAAAGCAAUUUCCCAAACAUUCUCACCGCCUCCGGGGCUCCGCGCACCCGAAGGUUCCCGCUGUCACUUUUUCUCCCCUCUAAACACAGCUCGGGACCUGCUCAGGUGUUUGCCUCGCGCGUGGGCGGCAGCUCGCGCCCUGGUCCGUCAGUGCGCUCGGGCUUCACCGGAGAAGACGACGCGAGAAGACAUUUAAAAAGCCGCUGUCGCAACGACGGGAAGUUCUCCCCUCGUUUAUUCCACAGGUUCCCCCCACUCAGUCCCGGCGUGUUUGGACCAAGGGCCGCUUCGCUCUCAGAGACUGAAGCUGCCGCAUUGCAACAGGCGGAGGAGCAGCGGCGGAGUGCGGGAGGACGGACAGCCGGACCGUGUCCGCCUGUAACGGAACACAAACCAACUCAAGAACGAAGAACGCAGCCCCGGAGCAGAGAUGUCGAGACGCAAACAGGCCAAACCUCGCUCCGUGAAAGCUGUCGAAGAAGGAGAGUCUUCAGAGUGUGGAGGAACCUGGGAUGGAUCAACUGUUCAGACCGACAUAGUGGCAUCUGAAAGAGACGCCGACCCCAAAGAGGGGACCGGUGCUGAAGACGGAGAACCAGACGAGCACGAGGACCGCGAUGACCGAGAUCACGACGAUGACUUGGACGACGAAUCCAUCUUCACCUGUGACAACUGUCAACAGGACUUUGACUGUCUGGCUGAGCUCACUGAGCACAGAACCAACCACUGCCCAGCUGACGGUGAUGAUGACCCAGCAGGUUUAUCCUGGGUGCCUUCCUCGCCCUCCAGUAAGGAUGUGGCAUCGCCUUCGCAGAUACCCGAUGGCUGCUGUGACCUUGGCAUGGCUACUGGCGGCGAGGAGGAGGGAGGAGCGGGCCUGCCGUACCCAUGCCAGUUCUGUGACAAGUCCUUCAGCCGCCUGAGCUACUUGAAGCGACACGAGCAGAUCCACAGCGACAAGCUGCCUUUCAAGUGCACCUUCUGCAGCCGUCUGUUUAAACACAAGCGGAGCCGAGACCGCCACGUCAAACUCCACACAGGAGAUAAGAAGUACAGCUGUCAGGAGUGUGAGGCUGCUUUCUCUCGCUCUGAUCACCUAAAGAUCCACCUGAAGACGCACAGCUCCAGCAAACCGUUUAAGUGCAGUGUGUGUAAGCGUGGCUUUUCCUCCACCUCGUCGCUGCAGAGCCACAUGCAGGCUCAUCGUAAGAACAGAGAGCAUCUCGCUCUGAGGAGCGAGAGAGAUGGAGGAAAGAAGGGAGCGGGAGGAGACGGUGACCUGGAGCAGGACCUGUACAUGUGCGAUUACUGCGAGGAGACGUUCAGUCAGACCGACGAGCUGGAAAAACACGUCCUGACCAGACACCCCCAGCUGUCGGACCGGGCCGACCUGCAGUGCAUCCACUGUCCUGAGAUCUUUCUUGACGAGGCUUCGCUCCUCACGCAUAUUGAAACACAGCACGCUAACCGCAAACACAAAUGCCCUGUCUGCUCAGAACAGUUCCCCUCUGUCGAGGACGUGUACUGCCAUCUAGACAGCCAUCGUCAGCCCGAUUCGUCUAAUCACAGCGCUGCCAGUCCCGACCCAGCGCUGGGCAGUGUCGCCUCAAUGAGCUCAGCCACUCCAGACUCCAGCGCCAGCCUGGAGAGAGGCUCCACCCCCGACUCCACACUAAAGCACAGCCAGGGCAGCGAACGGGGCCGCAGGAGAGGUGCCGAUACUGGCGAGGACGUGGGGAUAAACCUGGGCCAUCAAGGCGGAGGCGGGGGAGGAUCCUGGGGUAAAGUGACGUACUCUUGCCCUUACUGCUCAAAGAGAGACUUCCACAGUCUGGCAGUGCUGGAGAUCCACUUGAAGACCAUCCAUGCAGAUAAGCCACAACAGAGCCACACGUGUCAGCUCUGCUUGGAAACUCUGCCAACGCUCUACAACCUCAACGAGCACGUGCGCAAAGCUCACCGUGCGAGCGGAGGAACGGUGGGCGCGGCGGCGGCGGCUUUUCCUCUGCUGCAGUUCACCAACGUCACGGCGUUCCACUGCAACUACUGUCCCGACAUGUUCGGGGACAUCAACUCUCUGCAAGAGCACAUCAGGGUUUCCCACUGCCUGCCCGGUGGCAUCAUGGCAGGAUCCACCACAUUAGAAGGGAACCAUGCCUUCUUCUGCAACCAGUGCUCAAUGGGUUUCCUGACAGAGUCCUCGCUGACGGAGCACAUUCAGCAGACACACUGCACCUCCGCAACAGGUGGAGGAAGUGCAUCAGGUGGAGCAGUGGCCAAACUCGAGUCUCCCGUACUUCAGGCUGGAUCUCAGUCCUUCAUGGAGGUUUACUCCUGCCCUUACUGCACCAACUCUCCUAUCUUCGGCUCACUCCUCAAGCUCACCAAGCACAUCAAGGAGAACCACAAGAACAUCCCGCUGGCCAACAACAAACGCCAAGCCAAAGUUGCAGACCUGAGCCCCGCCUCGUCGGACGUCGAGAUCUCCUCCCCGAAACGCCACAGGCUUGGAGGGGACUCCACUCCAUCCAUGGGGAGCAACGGAGAUUAUCCCUGCAACCAGUGCGAUCUGCGGUUUGCUAGUUUUGAGGGUUUCCAGGCCCACCUCAAGUCGCACCUGGAGAUGUUGCUGAGGCGCCAGUCCUGCCCCCAGUGCAACAAGGAGGACUUUGAGUCACAGGAGGCGUUGCUCCAACACCUGACGGUACACUACACCACCACAUCCACCCAGUAUGUGUGCGAGAGCUGCGAUAAACAGUUCUCGUCAGUGGAUGACCUGCAGAAACACCUGCUCGACAUGCACACGUUUGUCUUGUACCACUGCACUCUCUGUCAGGAGGUCUUUGACUCCAAGGUGUCUAUACAGGUGCAUUUGGCAGUGAAGCACAGCAACGAGAAGAAGCUGUUUCGCUGCACAGCUUGUGCCUGGGACUUUAGGAAGGAGACGGAUCUUCAGCUGCACGUUAAGCAUAACCAUCUGGGCCAAAGGUCGGGCCUCCCGGGAGGUCUCGGUGCAGGACUCAAGCCCCGGAAGUGCAUCUUCUGCGGGGAGAGCUUUGGAACAGAAGUGGAGCUCCAGUGUCACAUCACCACGCACAGCAAGAAGUUCACGUGCCGCUUCUGCGGCAAAGCUUUCCACGCCAUCUCACUGCUGGAGAGACACCUGAGAGAAAAGCACUGCAUCUUCGAUGGCAGCAACAUCACCGGCAAUGGAGGUGGCACCGGGAGCAGCGGGAGCCAGAACGGGACGCCUAACGGUUUGGCGCAGACCUCCAAGCGAGGAGGAGGAGGAAGUGGCAACGGAGGAGCAGGAAGCGUGGAGAGAACGACAGUUGCAGCUGCCGAGCAAGCCGACUUGCAGAACAUGCUGCUGAAGAGCGCAGUGGUGGGAGGAGGGUCAAGCCAGGGGGGAGAUGCAGCCAACAGCCACGAGGCGAGCGGAGGAGAGGAGGAGCUGGAUAAUUCAGAGCCCAUGUACGCCUGCGAUAUCUGCGGCGCUGCCUACACCAUGGAGUCCCUGCUGCAGAACCACCGACUGCGUGACCACAACAUACGGCCGGGAGAAGAUGAUGCCGGUUCUCGAAAGAAGAAGGCGGACUUCAUCAAAGGAAACCACAAGUGCAACGUGUGCUCCCGAACCUUCUUCUCUGAGAACGGGCUUCGUGAGCACGCUCAGACGCACCGCGGCCCCGCCAAACACUACAUGUGUCCCAUCUGUGGUGAACGUUUCCCCUCUCUGCUGACCCUCACCGAGCACAAGGUGACCCACAGUAAAAGCUUGGACACGGGAACCUGUCGAAUCUGUAAGAUGCCCUUGCAGAGCGAAGAGGAGUUUAUAGAGCAUUGCCAGAUGCACCCUGACCUCCGCAACUCCCUCACCGGCUUCCGCUGCGUCGUCUGCAUGCAGACGGUCACCUCCACGCUAGAGCUGAAAAUCCACGGCACCUUCCACAUGCAGAAGAUCUCCUCGGGCCCGGCGCUCGGAGGAGCUGCGGUCGGAGGCGGGAAUGGAGGAGUAGCUGGAGGAAACGGCUCUGCCUCUUCGUCCCCUAAUGGGCAGCUGCAGCAGCACAAGCUGUAUAAGUGCGCCUUCUGCCUCAAGGAGUUCAAGAACAAAGGCGAGCUGGUGAAGCUGGAUGUCAACGGCCUGCCUUACGGCCUCUGUGCUGGUUGCAUGAGCAGGGGCACGAACGGCCAGAGUCCCAGCCAGGGAGGAGCCGUCACGCCCGGGGACGCGCAGGCAGAGAAGGCCGCGGCUGGGCUGAGGUGUCCAGAGUGCGGGGUGAAGUUUGAAAGCCUGGAGGACUUGGAGAGCCAUGUCCAGACAGAUCAUCCGGAGAUCAGUCCUGAAACCAGCGCAGCAGGAAAGAAGGCCGAGGUUUCACCUGCUCCUAAGAAAAAGACCUACCAGUGUAUUAAAUGCCAAAUGACGUUCGAGACAGAAAGAGAGAUCCAGAUUCACGUCGCCAACCACAUGAUCGAACCACACACUGAGUCAGCACGCGCAGUGAGACCGAGGCUCGGCAGGAUCUCGCAGCUCAGCCGGGGCCCCCGACCCAGAGCCGGCGGGGGACCCCCAUCUCCACAUCACAGCCAAUCAAAGUGUCAUUUGCUACUCACAUGUAAAACUCUAACGAUCGCGCCACUGGGCGCGGCUAUUAGGAGCAGCGGGGGAAAGGAAUAUUAAUGGGAUAUGCUAUUAAAUAAAGAAAGGAAAAAGUGGGUGAGGAAAGCGGCGAGUGCUAGCUGAAGGAAAGAGAACCAAGGUAUUGUACGUGCAGUAUUUUUUAUUGUCCCUGCCAAAACCCCCACCAGCUUCUUCGUCCUCCCCGUCUCCCCCCUUCCACCAAUCACUCCCCAGGUCAUGCAAUUUAUUUUAUUUUUUAAUGAAUAGAAAAGAAAAAAAAGCAAGAAAACAGCCUUUGUUUUGGGAUUUUUUUGUUUUUCAUAGACUGUAGACUUUCUCGUCCCCUCGGUCGCUUAUUGUAUUCGACUUCAUAGGUGCCGUUUUCUUUGAUUUUUCCUUUUCCAUAUGCGCCUCUUUGCUUUUGUUUUCAUUUUUGUACCUUUCAUUUCUUGCAGUAAGUAGGUACUUGUGCUGUGUUGUGAUUGUUUGCCAGUCGUAAUAUUCCUAAACCCCUACCUAAAAUGAUCCUUUUUAUGAUUAUUGUUAUAUAUAUUUUUCCUUUUUGUAAUUACUAUGAAAACAAAAAGACAUGAAAACAAAAAUAAAGUGCAGAAAACCAUACAGAUGUUUCUUUUUUUGGAUUGGGUUUUCCAGUCUCUAUGGGGCCUAUAAUGGUUAUUGUAAAAAAAUAAAUAUCAUCGAUUUCAGUGCGUCUGGUCAACGACUGCUUUUUGAAUGUGAAUUAACCAGAUUGCAAUAAUCUAGUACAGAAAAAAGAUGAAAGGAAUAAAUAAAUGACAAAUAAAGAA